Molecule: messenger RNA, 1329 nt
Organism: Recurvomyces mirabilis
Lineage: Eukaryota; Fungi; Ascomycota; Dothideomycetes; Mycosphaerellales; Teratosphaeriaceae
Exons: 1
Coding region: 1-1329 (442 amino acids)
Biological process (GO): transsulfuration
Cellular component (GO): cytoplasm
Molecular function (GO): pyridoxal phosphate binding; carbon-sulfur lyase activity
Source: RefSeq, a predicted model, not a curated record
AUGGCACAACACAACACCAAUUGCCACAGCAAUGGCAACGGCAACCCCAACAUUACCACCGACCUCACAAUCCCCGAACCCUCCCAAAACCCCACCUACCAACCCUCCACCAUCGGCGUCCACGGCGACGACCCAAUGAACAGCUACACCGACGUCGCCCCCGCCCUCCACGUCUCCACCACCUUCCGUUACUCCUCCGACCCUUCCCAACUAAACCCAGUCGACGACCUCGAUAUCCCCUCCCGAAUCCCCGGAACAGCAGUAGCAAGCGAUGCACACAUCUACUCCCGUCUCACGGCCCCCAACGCCUCACGCUUAGAGCUGAUCCUUACGAAUUUGAUCGGGGCGCCGUGUCUGACGUAUUCGUCCGGGUUAGCGGCUUUUCAUGCUUUACUCGUGUUCUUGCAUCCGAAGGUCGUGGCGAUCGGGGCGGGGUAUCAUGGUUGUCAUGGUGUACUCAAAAUCUAUCAGAAACUCACGAAUUGCAGGAUCGUGGAUCUGUUUGAUGAGGAGAGUUGGGAGAAUGAGGGUGAAGGGUGGAGGUUGGGUGAGGGCGAUGUAGUACAUAUCGAGACUCCAGUUAAUCCUACGGGACGAGCGUAUAAUAUUCAGUAUUAUGCUGAUCUGGCGCAUAAGCGUGGAGCGAGACUUACAGUGGACGCCACGUUCGCUCCGCUGCCGCUGCAGGAUCCGUUCGAGUGGGGUGCGGAUUUCGUGAUGCAUUCAGGGACGAAGUAUUUCGGGGGUCAUUCGGAUAUGCUCUGUGGUGUUGUUGCGAUCGGGAAGCAGAGGCAGGGGUGGGAAAAAGAUUAUUGGACCAUGUUUGGGGAGAGGUUGCAUUUGGGUUCUGUGAUGGGGAGUAUGGAGGGUUGGUUGGGGGUCAGGAGUUUGAGGACGUUGGAGCUGAGGGUCAUGCGGCAGAGUCAGAGUGCUGAUCGGCUUGUUGGGUUUAUUGAUGGGGCGUUGAAGGGUGAGGAUUCUUCGGGGGAUGCACGGGCGGUCAAGAGGGUUGUUGCGAAGAUCGAGCAUGCUUCUUUGCAAGAGGAGGAUAUGAGCUGGUUGAAGAAACAAAUGCCUGUGGGUUUUGGACCGGUGUUUAGUAUCAACUUCAAGACCGCCAAACAAGCUCGCCAUUUCCCGUCGAAGCUUCACCUCUUCCAUCAUGCGACUAGUUUGGGAGGGGUGGAGAGCCUGAUCGAAUGGCGGCGAAUGAGCGAUGAUACGGUCGAAGAUGAGCUGUGUCGAAUUAGUGUUGGGGUCGAGGCGUGGGAGGAUUUGAGGAAUGAUUUGGUCCAGGGGUGUAACGCGUUGGUGCAGGAGGGGAUAUAG